Trichomonas vaginalis G3 is the source of this 894-nucleotide messenger RNA. RefSeq lists its product as uncharacterized. Bases 1 to 894 code for a protein of 297 amino acids. The record is from RefSeq and is a predicted model, not a curated record. NCBI's taxonomy places the organism in Eukaryota, Parabasalia, Trichomonadida, Trichomonadidae. The transcript has a single exon.
AUGGCAACAGAAAAAAUUGACGAUCUUAAAGUGAAAAUCGAAAAGCUUAAGGAAGCAGAGCUUAAACUAAGAUCCGAAAUCGAUGAUGGAAAGGCUGAACUCGAACAGCUGAAUACAUCAAUUCAAAGAGGUGAAAUUGAACUAGAAUUGAUAAAUGACGCGUUUAAUUUGAAAUUUGGCGAUGUUAGUGCUAAUGAAAAGAAUGCAAUGCUACGAGCAAUGGAGCAAUUAAAUCAAAUCGAUAUUUUAGAAGCUGAAUUGGUAUUAGAAUCAGAAAAAGCACGGCAAGCGCAGAUAGAAAUAGAAAGGUUAAGUGGGAUUGCACCAAAAGCUCCAGUUCAAGAAAUUGACAUUUUUGCUUUUGAAAAUCAAGAAAAAGAACUCGCAGAAUCUCUAAAAUCACAGAAAAUACGAAACGCAAAGCGUGAAAAGAAUAUACGACUUACAGAUUCAAAAAUUGCCUCAAUUUUAGUUGAAUUAGAGGAAAUCGAUAAAAAAGUCGCCAUAAAGCAGCAAAAAUAUCAAGAAAUAGAAGUACAGCUCAAAGAAGCCGAAAAUGUUCGAUCAGAAAUUAAUUCUUGUUCUGAUAAUUAUAAAACUAAUAACCAAGCUGUUCAUGAGAUACAAGAAAAGUUAGAAGAAGCCAAUAAGGAAAUUGAUGAAAUCAAUUCGCUUGUUGAAGAAAACCAAGAUUUCUUUAAAUCAGAGAUUCAAGAAAGCCAACAGCUACAAGACCUUCUCAAAUAUAUUAACGAAUCUAAUAUGCCGUGGGAGCAAAAUAAAAUUGAUCAUGAAGGCUUCGAAAAGAGAUCUACGAAAUUUAGAGCAAAUCUCACGGAUUUACUUCAACAAAUUACAUCGCUUAUUGAUGUUAUCAAAGCGGAAAUGGAAUAA